CGGGGAGCCCAUGGCGGGCAGCGAGGUGGCGAGUGAGGGGCCGACGCGAAGGGGCGGCGCGACCCGGGCACCCGGGCCCCCCGGCGGGCUGCGCGGCCAGGCGGCCGCCCGCUGCCCGGAGCCGCUGUCCGCUCCUGAAGCUCCGGCCGAGCGCGGCGCGCUGCCCGCCUGGAUGCGCCUCUAUUUCUACGGGAUGCACGGCAUCACCCUGGACGUGCUGGUGUCCUCCGCCAGGCGCUUCGCCCGCAGCCUGGAUCUGCGGAUGCUGGGCUUCUCUUCGCCCUACCGCUGCCUCCUGCACUCGCUCACCCACUUCGCCCUGGAGCAGCUCUACCUGCAGCGGCCGCGCUGCCCCAGCGCCUUCCUCUUCAAUUUCCUGCUCUACCCCUCUGCGCACGUGGGGCUGCAGACCCUGGCCGGCCAGGCGCUGCUGCUGAGCCUGGGCGGCGGGCAGGGGGGCGCGGCGGCGCCGGGGGCGCUCGACCUGGCGCUGCAGUACGUGCUGGCGCUCUACCACGGCCAAGUGUUCCUGAAGCGCUUCUUACGUUUGCGGUACCCGCGGCGGCGCGAGCAGCGCACCAGGGACCCGCUGCCCGCAGCCCCGGACUCCAGGAUCCUUUUGGAGGCUGGCGAUCAGGGACGAGGACCCUGUGGCCCAAGGGGCACGGAGGGAACCCCGAGCCAGGGGCUGCCCGACCUCCUCCGCUUCCUUUUCUUCGGAAUGCAUGGCUUUCUGGAUGAGAUCUUCUUCACCUUCUUCUUCAACGUGCUGGGGCAGGGGGACGGGGCUAGCAGUGGCCACACUUCGCUCUGGUCUUUCUUCAUGUACGGCAGCUGUAGUUUCGUGGUGGAGAAACUCUACUUCCACCUGCAGUACAGCCGUGGCUGGGGCACAUGGAAGCGGGUGCCCAUCUAUGUGAUCUUCAUCUAUGCGUGGGAGUUUUCCUGGGGUCUGGGACUUCGCAUGUGUGGGGCCUGUUCCUGGGACUAUUCUCACUAUCCACUUAACUUUAUGGGCCUCAUCACGUUGAUGUAUUUACCUGGCUGGCUGUUUCUUAGUGUGUAUCAGGACCUAUUGUCCAACGUGUUGUGGCGGGUACAGUACGUCCCAACGAACUAAGAUUGAGGAGAGAGAGAAAGAGAGAGAGAGAGGAAGUCUUAGAACCUGAAAAAAAAGGAUGCAAUUUAUUUUUACACAGUUUAAACGAGGUGGUUUUGUUCUCAGUCUUUUAGUUUUUAUACACUUUACUAAACUCUUCCAACAUGUUCUCCUUGACAUGUUAGUUUCACGGACUGUUUGGAAUCUGUAUGUAAAGUUCAGUACUUUGAAAUGUUACCCAACAAUAACUCAAAAUAUGUAACUCAUCGAUAAUUUAAACCUUUACGAGGCCAAACAGCAAACCACUCUACCUUAACCUAGGAAACGGGUAGUAUCCACUUAACCUCAAUGAGUAGUAGCUAUUGUAUUUCUGUUCUUCUAUGGAAGUUUUCAGAUCAGAGAACAGCGACUUUUACAAGUUUAUGGCUUAAAUGGUCUGUUUACUUUCUUUUUAAUGCGAUUUCAUAUUACUUUCUUGCCAUGUUUACCAAAAGUGGCUGGAACGACAUGUCUUGUACUUCCGAGCUCGUAAGCCUCAAGCCCACAUCUCUUAAAGUGCCUCUGUCCAGCAUGUAAGUGAGAGGGAGCUGGCAAGCGUGGAAACAACCGAUGAACACAUUUUGACACGAGAAGUCCUCUCUGUCAACUCCCACAGGUGACACUCGUCUUGGAAAUGAUGCUUUCCAGUGUUGGCUAGCCUUAAACUACGUGUGUUAGCGUUAAUCAGACCCUGUGUCAUCUAAACUUUUUAACUGUGCGAUAACUUAAUUGUUUACCUUACAAGUCCCAGGACCAGGUGAAAUUAUACCACCCCAAUGGUGUUCUAACUCUAAGAACCCCUUUUCUACAUAGAGCGUCAGAAAUAGAAACAAAACCUUGGAAUAAAAUGAAUCUGAAUUCUCCCUCUAAUUACAUUAAGCCUCCUUGUUUUCUCUAUUCACUGAUGUGUUUUCCACCAGAGUUCACUUUUCUUUUCCUCCCAGGCCCAGAAUUUGGGGUCAGGCCAAUGCAGUAAUGUACCGUAUAAAUCCAUGAUGGGCUUUUGACAGCUUAUGAUUAAUUAAUGUCUAAAAUCUCCAAAGUUAAAUGAGAUGAUGAAAGCCAUUCUAAGAAAUUAUAUCUAAUUGAUUAAUAAUGUACUCUGAGGGUGUUUGUUGUUUGAUUUUAUUUAGAAGAGCAAGUAGGCCGAGUGUGGCUCAGCCAAGAAUGACUAAUAACCUCUCAGCUUUCAGUACAAAGAUAAUUAGAAUGUGUAUUAAUGAGUUUGAGUCUUCCACUUGCCUGUGCUGUAAAAAGGGAUGUUUCUGUUUCCAAAAAAAAAGUUUGAUAUGGAAAUGAAAAGAAUGUGCGUUUAGGUUUGAUGUCAGACACAGUUUUAAUAGUGUUAUGUUAAUCCAUCCUCUGAGGUCCUGCACUAAGUUACCUGUGAAAUGAAUAAUGGCAAAUUAUUCUCAUCACUCAAAGUUUAAAAGUAAGCUCUAUGUUUGCCAAAGGUUUCCCCUAAGUUCUUUAUGACACAUGUCACAGGUGAAAGGUUUCUGAAAUGCUUGAGGGAAGAAAUGUACAAGUAGAGAGAGUAAAGUUAGAGAGAAGCUGGACAAGGUACCUGCAACUCAGAUGUGACAUCUGCACAGGAACAUGAGCUAAAUGUGACACCGCUGUGCAACCCACAUUCCUGUGAAUGCUGAGUCAGCCCCAUGGCUGCUGAAAUGCCUCUUAAACUGUCCACACUCACUCCCCCACAUGCUGCUCUCAGACCCACGGAGGAAACUCCUAGCCUUCUCCGGCUCAGGAAUCCCCCACUUAGGAGCACAUGCCUUUUAUUUUCUUUUUAAUACUACUCCCAUCAAAAGGACAGAGCAAGGCUUUCACUUCCGAGGCUUAUUUAACAGCUAGUUACCCAGACACCUUCCAAGACUGUGCGAACAUAGCAAUGGGCCAAUAGACAAAUAUCUGUCCUUAUAAAGCUGGAAAUAUGCUGUUUUGAUUUAUAUGAAAUUAUAGUCCCCCCCCCUUUUUUUCCAAUACUGUUGGUUUGGUAAUAGGUGCUGAGCAGCAGGAGUUGUAAUUCUCCUCAGUCCUGUUUCUGGACCAUCACACUUCGUCAUUCCUAAGAGAAAUAACCCAACCAGCAGUUCCUGUCCUGGUUCUUCAAAGUGCCAGCUGUGUAUUCAGGAAGCGAUCAGCCUGUCCAGGGUAUCGUUUUAGGACCUCCCAUUUUGUGUUCGUUCCACUUCUUAUGGAAACCGUUUUGCUUUGAACCUUUGAACCCUCAAGAAAGGAAAACCAUCAGAUCAUUUAACUUUGUUAUUUAUUAGUAGUUUAGAGGUAGACAUGAUAAGGCAGUAUGAUAGUUAAUAUUUAAAUAGCAUUUGCUAUCUGACAACACGUCUCUCAAGUGUUUCUGUAUAUGUAUUAUAUGAUAUCAAAUUAAGGACACAUUCUUAUAUAUUAUGCCUUAAGUGAAUAUACAUACAGUAUAUAUUUUAAGUACAUAUUUAUAUAUUUGUUUAUAUUCACUUAAACUUGCAAUGAUCCUGCUUUUAUAGACAAAGGCAAUAAAAUGAAUACCCAAAUGGAUUUAAUAGCUACUCAAGCUACCCAAAUUAUAUAGCUUUUGAGCAUUUAUAUUUGAGUUAGUUUAUUCUAAACAGCAGCUUGAUGGUGCCUCAGUCUACGGGCCUCACUUAUUUGGAUCUUGUUUGGACUGUUUUUUCUUUGACUGUUAGGCACAGACAUCUGUAUAAAAGAAAGACAUUGUUUGCAAAAGGCCCAUGUUGCUUUUUUAGUACAUAGUACAUAACAGUACAUAACAAAUUCAUUAAAUAUCAGGACAUAUAACUGACAAUCAGCAUUUAAAUGUGAUAUCUUUAUAUUUAAGCAACACUCUAUAAGGAAGUUCCUCCUAUAAGCUAAAAUUAUCUACAACAUACAAAUGUAAGAAGAGUAGUCUAAGAUGCAAGGUAGGUCAUAUCACAAGCUAUGAAUAUACAUAAAAUUAAUCACUGCUAUACAUUAAAUGUUGACUUAAAGCGACUAUCACUUUAGGAACUAAACACCCCAAAAGUGAGAAAAUGUUUAGGUACGUUUGGUGGUACACAACUGUAAUCCUAGUACUGAAGUUGCUGAGGUAGGGGGAUUGCAAAUUUGAGGUCCCCCUAGGGUACAUACUGAUAUCCUGUCUUUAAAAAAGCACCAAUUUUCUAAAAAGGAAAAAAAAAACAAACAUUUAUUCUGAGUUCUACUGAGAAAAUACAUUCUUAGUAGAAAAACAUAAAAGUACAAGUGUGCUUAAUAUAUAUAAUGUCUAAAUUUAUUUUUAGAACUUCUUGAACUUUAAGUAAAUUCUAUUAAUUUCUGUGAAUCUAAAGAGGAAUAUAAGCUCUUGAAUUUUCAUGUUAACAGUGGAUACAGAAGUCCAGAUAUCAAAGAAAAACCCCAAUAAAGUUGCUAACACAUUA
This is a messenger RNA of Meriones unguiculatus (Mongolian gerbil), 4560 nucleotides long. RefSeq names its product transmembrane protein 229A (gene Tmem229a). Lineage: Eukaryota; Metazoa; Chordata; Mammalia; Rodentia; Muridae. The record is from RefSeq and is a predicted model, not a curated record. The coding region runs from base 11 to 1120 and encodes 369 amino acids. The transcript has a single exon.